AUGGAAGCUACACCAGAAUUCACGUACCAAAUCGAAAAAUAUCCUGAACGCGAACAAGUUGGUACAAUCGCAGUCCAUUCAAAAUUUAUCAGACAAGACGACAUGGACGAUUCUAACUUCUCAAUCUCAUUACCUACCAAUGAAUUCACUGACGAAGAAGAUUCUCCUCACAAAGAAAGACUCUUUGACUUCUUAAAAGAUUUAGGAGUUGAUGCACGAGAUGCUCUCCAGUUAAUACAAGCACUCACUUUACUUGCAUGCAAACUAACUUCCUCUUUUAGCUAUCGUUCACAUUAUGCUUUGUUAAUAUGGUUGACUCUUUAUGUGGCUCCUUCGAGUACCGAAGGAUCCGCCAUCGAAGACCCUCAAGUCGACGAAUCAGUCCUCGAUGACUCUCGACUCGAAGAGGCAAUUCAAGCUUCCCUUGUUGAAUAUGAUGAGAGGAUGAAUAGUGAGUUUAGUAGAUCCCCAAGCAAGUUAAGCAGGAGGAUACACAAUAGAAAACGAAAGACUAGCAUAAUUGCUAACCAAAGCAAAAGAUAUAAGAGAAAACAAAAGACAUGUUCUAGUAAUGGUGACAUCACUGACAUGUGCACAAUUUGUUUUGAGGAGUUUGGACAAGAAGUUGCUACUUUACUUUGUGGUCAUAAGUUUGACCAUGGCUGUAUUAUGGACUGGUUUAAGAGCAAAGUUAAUUGUCCAUUGUGUCGAUUCGAGUUACCACGGGAAGAUGAUGAGAUUACUCGGACAUUAACUACAAUUUUCUAA
This is a messenger RNA of Capsella rubella, 768 nucleotides long. RefSeq lists its product as uncharacterized. The record is from RefSeq and is a predicted model, not a curated record. The coding region runs from base 1 to 768 and encodes 255 amino acids. NCBI's taxonomy places the organism in Eukaryota, Viridiplantae, Streptophyta, Magnoliopsida, Brassicales, Brassicaceae. The transcript has a single exon.